AUGUCAAAACUUAGAGUCGCCUACAUCCCCGAACACUUCUCCACCCCGCUCUUCUUUGCCGAGCAGCAAGGCUACUACGCGGGGAAGAACCUCGCUGUGGAAUUUGUCAAAGUGCCAGAAGGAAGCGGCAGAUUGAUCAAUUUGCUCAACAACGACGAGGUCGACGUGGCAAUUGGCUUGACGGAAGCUUUCAUUGCCAAUAUAGCCAAGGGCAACGACAUGAUCAAGCUCUUGGACAACUACGUCAAGUCGCCUUUGCUAUGGGCAGUGAGCACGGGCGCCAAUCGCACAAACAUCACUUCAUUACCGGAUCUUUCGCAGCACGGCAAGAUUGGAAUAUCACGCAUAGGCUCGGGUUCCUAUGUGAUGAGCUUUGUCUUGGCGCAUAAGCUCGGCAUGGACAAGUUCAACGAGUUUGUCAUCUGCUCCAACUUCAGCAACUUGCGAGACUCGGUCAACCACGUUGCCCUGCGGGUGGGGGCAGUUGGGUCAGCUGGGCCGAGCGAUGCGUUCAUGUGGGAGUACUUUACGAGCAAGAAAUACUACGAUUCCGGCGAAAUCAAGCAGAUUGGCGAGAUAUACACCCCGUGGCCUUCGUGGGUCUUGGCUGCCUCGACCAAGAGCGUGCAGAGCAAGAAACUGGACAUCUCCAGCUUUGUCGCUGCUGUGAAUCAGGGCAUUGCCUAUUAUAAUGAACACACCGACGAGGCCGUCGAGUAUAUCGCUGCCAAUUUGGAUUAUUCGGCCGAAGAUGCCCGUGAAUGGACCAAGACGGUUGAGUUUAACGAGUCCAUAGGCACAGUGCCGUUAGAUUGGGAUGUCAUCGUCAAGAGAACUACUGAUUUGUUGAAAAGCGCUGGGGUCUUGCUGGGUCACAGUGACGCUGAAAUCGAGGCACGCCUAGAUGCAAACGUAUUUAAAUCCAAUAUAUAA
This is a messenger RNA of Lodderomyces beijingensis, 933 nucleotides long. The record is from the annotation of a GenBank genome assembly. Lineage: Eukaryota; Fungi; Ascomycota; Pichiomycetes; Serinales; Debaryomycetaceae.